CGAUCCAAAAUCAUAACAUAAGUUCUUUUAAAACAUUAAUUUUGUGUUCUCUGCUACCGAAUGUUAUAUAUAAAUCCGUAUGGUCACUUGAAAGAUGAAUAUCAAGAAGAGGUUUAAUGUAUCAAUAUUUCGAUGAUCCCAUAUUCCAUGUAUAUGAACAAUGUUGUGAUUUUUUCUGCCUCCUGCUCUCUCUGUAUGGGACUGAUGCUGCUUUUUAUACAGAACUUACGCAAGUGACUAGAACCAGUUUCGUUAUAUGGGUUGUAUCAACACUAUUUCCUUUGGAUUUCCUUUAGGAGAAAUACCAUUCUCUAUCACUUUUCAAAUCAGAGGAGGUUAAAUUGAGGAUUAUAUCAAAUUUUCAUGGAGAGUGGCGGAUAAGUGAUGGGCCUUGCAUCAAGAGCUCUUUUCUUACUUGGUUCUGUGGCGUAUUAACUAGAAUGUGAUAAAGAAUAAAAAGAGGUGCACCACCUUGAUUAUGAUACAUACUGUAUAGACAGGUAUUCUUGAGGGGACUUGUUCUCUGUUUUAUUUCCCUUCAAGUAGGAUUUCAAAUUGAAGAGGAACACUUAGGUGUAAGUUAGGCAUGCUGACUUGAGACAUGGCCAUGAAAGUGGCUACACAAAUCCAAUCGACACAGCUCAUUUCAUUUAGUCCAACCUUGUUUGGAUGAGUGAAUUACACAUCUCAUUCCAGGUCUCCCUUUGCUUCCAUGUUAUCAGAUUUAACAACCUCUGCUAAAAUUUGUAGGUGUCACUGCAAACCAGUUUUACUCUCAACCUUGGCAAUUUCUUCCCUUAGAUUGUUGAAUCUUUUGUCCAGGUCACACAAAUCAUACAGUAUAACUUUGCAUCUCUGGAAACAAAGAGAACAUGUUUGAUUGUGUUCACAGGGAGUCAACCAUCUUCUCAAAAGGGACAGAAAGAGUGAAGUUUGUCAGCUGUUGCAAUGAGCGGACGCGGGUGUUAUUGACUAGUGCUGCAUAUGUUCAUUUAAAGAGCCUAGAUGUCUCCAAGUACACUCGGAAUCUUUCCCCUGCAAGUAGGGCUAUAUUACUCACUGGACCCGCUGAACUUUAUCAGCAAAUGCUUGCAAAAGCUCUUGCACAUCACUUCGAAGCUAAGCUGUUAUUAUUAGAUGUAAAUGACUUUUCUCUAAAGUUGCAGAGCAAGUAUGGCAAUCUCAAAAAGGAUCCAUCUUUGAAGAGGUCCAUCUCAGAAGUGACUUUGGGUCAAAUGUCCAGUUUGCUUGGUUCCUUCUCAAUCCUGCCACCAAAGGAGGAGCCUAGAGGCACCAUACGCAGGCAAAGUAGUGUCUCAGAUAUAAAUUUAAUGAGUAGAGAAGGUUCUAGUGAUCCCCCAAAGCACCGUAGAAACACGUCUACUAUUGAUAUGAGCAGCAACAGUUCUCAGUUCUCUUCUUCAAAUCCAGCUCCUCUCAAGCGCAUGAACAGCUGGUCCUUCGAUGAAAAACUUUUCUUACAGUCACUUUUCAAGGUUCUGGUUUCAGUCUCUAGAACCAGCUCCAUGAUUCUCUAUGUCAGGGAUGUUGAGAGAACUCUUCUCCAUUCCGGAAGGCUAUGUAAAUUGUUUGAUAGGAUGUUGAAGAAACUGUCAGGAUCAGUCCUAAUACUUGGAUCCCGGAUAUUGGACUCAGAGGAUGACUGUGGGGAAAUGAAUGAGAGACUCGCUCUUCUAUUUCCUUACAAUAUUGAGAUCAAGCCACCUGAUGAUGAGACUCAUCUUAUAAGCUGGAAGGUCCAACUGGAAGAGGAUAUGAAGGCAAUGAAGUUUCAGGAUAACAAAAACCGCAUUGCUGAGGUACUCGCAUCUAAUGAUCUUGAUUGUGAUGAUCUAGGUUCCAUUUGCCAAGCUGACACAAUGGUCCUCAGCAAUUACAUAGAAGAGAUUGUAGUAUCCGCAAUAUCUUAUCAUCUGAUGAAUAACAAGAAUCCAGAAUACCGAAAUGGGAAGCUUGUUAUAUCAUCCAAGAGUUUGGCUGUUGGACUGAGUAUCUUCCAGGAAGGAAAAGGGGGUAGGAAGGAUACACUCAAACUAGAGACCAAUGCUGAAUCUUCCAAGGCCUCUGUGGGGGAAGAGGUCAUUGGCUCAAAACCUGAUGAGAAGUCCGAGUCCAUGCCAUCUGAAAGCAAAAGUGAGACAGAGAAACCAGUUCCUUCCGGAAAAAAAGAUGGUGACAAUGCACCUCCAAAAGCACUGGAAGUUCCUCCAGACAAUGAAUUUGAGAAACGUAUAAGGCCAGAGGUUAUUCCUGCAAAUGAGAUCGGAGUGACAUUUGCAGAUAUUGGUGCCAUGGAUGAGAUUAAAGAAUCACUUCAGGAGCUGGUCAUGCUUCCUCUUCGAAGGCCAGACCUCUUCAAAGGCGGACUUCUUAAACCUUGUAAAGGUAUAUUGCUUUUUGGGCCUCCUGGUACAGGGAAAACAAUGCUGGCAAAGGCCAUAGCCAAUGAAGCGGGUGCAAGUUUCAUUAAUGUCUCAAUGUCAACCAUCACCUCAAAAUGGUUUGGAGAAGAUGAAAAGAAUGUUCGAGCUUUGUUCACGCUAGCAGCAAAGGUUUCUCCAACUAUUAUUUUUGUAGAUGAGGUAGACAGCAUGCUUGGGCAGCGGACAAGAGUUGGGGAGCAUGAGGCUAUGCGGAAGAUCAAAAAUGAGUUCAUGACACACUGGGAUGGGCUAUUGACAAGGUCGGGUGAGCGUAUUCUUGUUCUUGCUGCAACCAACAGGCCAUUUGACCUGGAUGAGGCAAUUAUUAGGCGGUUUGAGCGCAGAGUAAUGGUUGGUCUCCCAUCUGUGGAAAGCAGAGAAAUGAUCUUGAGGACUCUUUUAGCUAAGGAAAAAGCAGAAAACCUAGACUUCAAGGAGAUUGCAACCAUGACAGAAGGAUAUAGUGGAAGUGACCUAAAGAAUUUAUGCGUCACAGCAGCUUAUCGACCUGUUAGGGAGCUGAUACAACAAGAGAGAUUAAAGGAUAUGGAAAAAGGAAAGCAAAAAGCUGAAGAAGGGCAGGGCUCAGAAGACAAUUCCAAUACAAAGGAAGAUAAAGAGGAAAGAGUAAUUACACUUAGGCCGUUAAACAUGGAAGAUAUGAAGCAGGCAAAGAACCAGGUUGCUGCAAGUUUUGCUGCAGAAGGAUCUAUAAUGGCUGAACUGAAGCAGUGGAAUGACUUGUACGGGGAAGGAGGCUCGAGGAAGAAGCAGCAGUUAACUUACUUCCUUUAGCUUGUAGGUUGCUGGCAAUGGCAUUUCGUAUGCUCAUCAGCAUUGUUCUUCGUCGCGAUCCAGAAGGCCUCCACUCGAAACCUACUAGUACAUGACAGACGAACAAUGAGGAUAGUUAAAGAUCGAUUGCCCACUAUUUGAAUGAAGACAAGGUAGCCCAACAACACUCGGGCUCAAGUAUGAACUGGUCUGACGUAAUCGUGGAAGGGAUCUGUUUGACACGAGCAUGACUUGGUCUGACAUAUUGCUGAAGCGAUCUGUCAGAGGAGGGAAAGAGAGUUGCGGGUGUUCUUUCACCAAUUCAAAAACCCACAACUCAGUAUAAGGAUUGAUGUUUGGUUAAGCUUUUCUUUGUAGAUAUUUGGAAAUGCAAAUGGGAUUUCCAGAAAGGAGGAAUAUGUAUUAGGUUUGCUUUGCUUUGCCUUGUAUAGCGCAGGACAUGGACUGGACCUUCAUCCAAUAAUCAAUACCAUAUUUUGUGCAUUGCUCUUGUUUAAGGUUUGAUGUUAU
Molecule: messenger RNA, 3749 nt
Organism: Diospyros lotus (date-plum)
Lineage: Eukaryota; Viridiplantae; Streptophyta; Magnoliopsida; Ericales; Ebenaceae
Exons: 17
Coding region: 873-3239 (788 amino acids)
Cellular component (GO): mitochondrial outer membrane
Molecular function (GO): ATP binding; ATP hydrolysis activity
Source: RefSeq, a predicted model, not a curated record